AUGAUUUUCAUGUGGUCUUCCGACGGCGGCCGCACUCCCGCCGAAAAGCCUCCCGCCGAAAAGCCUCCUCCGAUGCCAUCCCAAACCGUGGCGCAGCAGAGGCUUUUGAUCAAGGGCGGCAAAGUCGUCAAUGACGACCGCUCCGUGGUGGCCGACGUGUACGUGGAAGAUGGAGUGGUGCAGCGCGUGGGACCCAACCUGCACCCCGAGCCACCCUCGGGGCUCCUCGUGGUGGACGCAACCAACAAGCUGGUGAUCCCUGGAGGCAUCGACACGCAUACACACAUGCAGUUCCCUUUCAUGGGCAGCAGGUCCAAAGAUGACUUCUACACGGGAACGAAGGCUGCUAUAGCAGGAGGCACAACUAUGAUCAUCGACUUUGCCAUCCCUCAGAAAGGCUGCUCUCUUAUUGAAGCCUUUGAUACUUGGAAGAGCUGGGCAGACCCUAAAGUCUGCUGUGAUUAUGCACUGCACGUGGGAGUUACGUGGUGGAGCAACAAGGUGAAGGAAGAAAUGAAAAGUCUUGUCCAAAGCAAAGGUGUCAACUCCUUCAAGAUGUUUAUGGCCUAUAAAGAUCUAUACAUGAUCAAUGAUGAAGAAUUAUAUGAAGCUUUUUCCCAGUGUAAGGAACUUGGAGCAAUCGCCCAAGUCCAUGCAGAGAAUGGGGAAUUAAUUGCACAGGGUGCAAAGAAGAUGCUGGCCAUGGGAAUAACUGGCCCUGAAGGGCAUGAGCUGUGUCGUCCUGAAGAAGUGGAAGCCGAAGCUACACAGAGAGCAAUCACCAUAGCGAAUGUUACCAACUGCCCCCUUUUUGUAGUGCACGUAAUGAGUAAAUCUGCAGCAAGGGUGAUAACUAAUGCACGAACAGAAGGAAAGGUGGUUUAUGGGGAGCCUAUUGCUGCUAGUCUUGGCACUGAUGGUACGAACUACUGGAAUAAAGACUGGGCACAUGCUGCAGGACAUGUCAUGGGACCUCCACUGAGACCAGAUCCUUCUACUCCUGACUUUCUCAUGAACUUAUUGGCCAAUGAUGACCUAUCUGUGACAGGGACUGACAAUUGCACCUUUGACACAUGCCAGAAAGCUCUGGGGAAGGAUGACUUCACCAAAAUCCCUAAUGGAGUGAAUGGUGUAGAAGACAGGAUGUCAGUUGUAUGGGAAAAGGGCGUUUACAGUGGAAAAAUGGAUGAAAACAGAUUUGUAGCUGUUACCAGCACAAAUGCAGCAAAAAUCUUUAACCUUUACCCAAAGAAGGGGAGAAUUGCUGUGGGUUCUGAUGCUGAUAUCGUAAUUUGGGAUCCCAAAGCUACAAGGACAAUAUCUGCAAAGACCCAUCAUCAGGCCAACAACUUCAAUAUAUUUGAAGGAAUGGUUUGCCACGGAGUCCCGGUUGCAACAAUUUCAAGAGGCAAAGUGGUUUAUGAAGGCGGAACUUUCAAUGUCACAGCAGGAGAAGGCAGAUAUGUCUCCCGUCCACCGUUCCCUCCAUACGUCUAUAGACGAGUCAGGCAGCGGGAUCAGGUCUGCCAGCCUGUUCCUGUUAAGAGAGCACCAUAUACAGACGCAGUCUCAGCAACUCCCAUCACACCACAGUAA
Rhea pennata is the source of this 1596-nucleotide messenger RNA. RefSeq names its product dihydropyrimidinase (gene DPYS). Lineage: Eukaryota; Metazoa; Chordata; Aves; Rheiformes; Rheidae. Gene Ontology annotation, cellular component: cytoplasm. Gene Ontology annotation, biological process: pyrimidine nucleobase catabolic process. Bases 1 to 1596 code for a protein of 531 amino acids. Gene Ontology annotation, molecular function: dihydropyrimidinase activity. The record is from RefSeq and is a predicted model, not a curated record. The transcript has 10 exons.